Messenger RNA from Trichoplusia ni (cabbage looper), 815 nucleotides. RefSeq names its product protein BUD31 homolog (gene l(1)10Bb). The transcript is spliced from 2 exons. Gene Ontology annotation, biological process: mRNA splicing, via spliceosome. The record is from RefSeq and is a predicted model, not a curated record. The coding region runs from base 105 to 539 and encodes 144 amino acids. NCBI's taxonomy places the organism in Eukaryota, Metazoa, Arthropoda, Insecta, Lepidoptera, Noctuidae. Gene Ontology annotation, cellular component: nucleus; spliceosomal complex.
GCAUGUCAAAAGUAAUCGCUAAAGAAAUUAUUGUCAAACAAGUUGGUUUUGUUUUGGCUGCUUCGAAUUUGUAUCUUACUUAUUUGCUGUGAAAUAUUACUAUAAUGCCAAAAGUUCGCCGCAGCCGUAAACCACCGCCAGAGGGUUGGGAGCUUAUUGAACCUACAUUGGAAGAGCUGGAACAAAAAAUGCGAGAAGCUGAAACUGAACCACAUGAGGGUAAACGUAAACAAGAAUCACUGUGGCCUAUAUUCAAAAUUCACCACCAGAAAUCUCGCUACAUAUACGACCUCUUCUACAGACGCAAGGCGAUCAGCAGAGAGCUGUAUCAGUACUGUUUAGAUGAGAAAAUAGCAGAUGCUAAUCUUAUUGCUAAGUGGAAGAAGACUGGUUAUGAAAACUUAUGUUGUCUACGCUGCAUUCAGACCAGAGAUACGAAUUUUGCCACUAACUGUAUUUGUAGAGUACCCAAGAGCAAAUUGGAAGAGGGUCGAAUAGUUGAAUGUGUGCAUUGUGGGUGCCGGGGCUGCUCCGGUUAGAUUAGGACUUAGCGUAAAUUCAGCUAUUUUUGUUGUUGUACCUUUUGAAUAAUAAAUAAUAUUUUUGAUCCAUAAUCUCAUAGUAUCCAUUUGGCACUAAGUAGUGUAUGCAUGUUACAUAGUUAAAAUAUAAAGAACUGUAUACCAUAUCAGAAUAUCACUUCUUGUAAAUACCUCAUUAAAAUAUAAUCAAAAGGUAGCAUAUUAAUCGAAUUUCAAAAGAACUGUUCUCCUUUGACUAAUAAACAAUUUCUAAAUAAACUGUUUUUCUCUUUA